AUGACAUGGCCGUCUAUCACAUUCCGCAGAGGAAGACGUCUUGCUGGUGGGCAUUGCUCGUCUGCCUUGCACCAAGUGGUGCGUAAUGGAGAGUUCAACGACUUAGAGGCUUCCAUCCGGGGAAAGAUGGAAUUGGCACCAGCUUUUUCUCGCGAGACGGAGGCAAACCCUCCCAGAGGCCACCUGGAUCAUCAUGAAACUCAGUCAAGGCUUCCUUCACCUACGCACUUUGUCAAAUAUGGCGGACCCCUCACACUGCAGCAGCCAAGCAAUAAGAGGCGCUCAUGGGUUUUUUCUCCUCGCAUGUUGGUUAUUCCUGUUGUCAUGUUGGCAUUGACUUAUUGGCUGCUGCGCUGUUUGCACCGCCUCCCCUCCAACCCGAGAGCGGGCGCGCCUCCCAGAGCACUAGCAGGUCAGGAGGAUCAGGCUUGCAUCUCGGCUGCAAGCAAAUCUCCACAUAAUGAAAACGAAGAGGUGAAUGGCGAAGAUUCUGCCGGACCUUGGCGUGUUCUGCCAGGUGCUGUGCGAGGCAGUGGGGGGGGCACGCGAGCACUCGGGCCAUGGGAUCCACAGGCGGCUCCUACGAGAUUCCCUACUAUUCCACACCGGCAGAAUAUUCGUCUUUUUCCAGAAGCCCAAGGUGCCGGAAGUGCCUCUUUGCCAAAGAACUUGAGGCUUCCGCAGCGAAAGCCCCGUGAAGAUACAUACUCUAAAGCGGCGGGUGAGGUUUCACAGACGCGUCGCCAUCUAGUCACUUUGCUUCUAGGUGCACCCGUUGCAAGACUAGCUGAAGAGGGGUCUCUUUAUGAUGAUUUGCGUCAAUGGGAAGGACGGGAGAUGCCGGAAUCAGCGAAAACGCAGGCAACGAACGUGCUCAAGUGGAUGCAAACGAACGCGUCCUUAUGCACCAAAUUGUUAUCUGCCCUCCAGGCCGAUCAGGCCUUUAAUUUGGCUUUCAUAGUGCUAAGAAUAAUUACGUUCGAUUUGGCUGCUCUCUCGCUUGUUCCACGAGACCUCGAGCCUUUGCGUUAUCAAGCGGGUGAAUCUCUUUUAGAUCUUAUUUGGACAGUCCUCCCUAUCAGGGUUGAGAGUCCACAGGCAGAAGCAGUUCGUACAAACAUUAGUGCGAUGGAACGCCUGGUCCUAAACAUCAAGCUUCCAAGGCCCUGUACCGAAACAGUGAAAACACGCAAGCGCAAAUUCAGGACGUUGACACUUCUAACAACAAUGAGGAUCGUGGGCAAAUACUGCACCAAAAGCCUUUCGAGGAUACAAGAGCAUGCGGAGAAGUCUUCUGAAGAGGUGCUUCGGAGAGCUGUGGAUGACGAAAUUAGGAUUUUGACGGCUCUGUGGGAGGAGCACAGGUACCAUCUCAUCCGGGACAGAGUACAUCGGCAUUUUGCCUUAGCCAGCCAGGAAAGGACAGGAGUGUGGCUGCUCAUUCCCAAGGAGGAGGUAGUGAAAGGCACUGAGCCACUCCCCGAAUACAAGGUAUUACUAAAUAGACUCGAUGUCGCCGUAGAAAAGGCUGGAGGCCAGUUGUUGCCUGGUGCACAGCGCAAGCGAACUGCUGCGGAUGGAGCUACUGGAGUCCGCUGUCGAGGUGCCUCACAUGCAGGGCAUAGCUCUGGUAGAGCGGUUGAUGCCCAGAUGUUGUCACAACCGAACUGCAAGAGGGGGGCUACAGCCUCUCAGCACCAGUUCAGCACACCAUAUCAACGGCAUGCAACGCCUCCUUCCUCUGUGCAGAAACCCACAUGGACAGCUUCUCGCGAAUUACCGGGACGACAUCAAGGUGGCCAGCAGCCAGAUUUCCAAGCCCCCAGCUGGUCUCCCCCCAUUCGUUCUGUCACUAAGCCCUUCAUGCGCAGUCCAUUUGCGCCAACCAUUCCACCACAGGGGUUUUGGUCUCAGGGAAGGCGGCAUCUAAUCCCAUCUUGGGAGCAGUUAGUUCGACAGCCUCACCCGCCGGUCCAAGCUGCCCUUUCUAAUGGCCUUCCCACCAGAGACGAGCAGCCUCCUGUGGUGUCCCCGCAAAUGCCACCACAGCCUUUCGCCGGCUCUAUAGAUACAGUUCCUGAACAUCGUGUUCUUCCGCCUGCUCCGCAUAACCGGAACCGCCUAGAUUGGGGGGACACCACUACGUUGUCCUCAGCUGAGGGUACUCGAGAGCGUCCUUACAACCUUCCGCAGGACGAGCUUACCCCUCUUGGGCGACCUCCCACCGUUGGGCCCCCUGACCUGCGUUCGCGUGGGCAAGAGGAACCGUCAGACUCUGUUUAA
This is a messenger RNA of Eimeria maxima, 2283 nucleotides long. RefSeq lists its product as hypothetical. The record is from RefSeq and is a predicted model, not a curated record. The transcript has a single exon. Bases 1 to 2283 code for a protein of 760 amino acids. NCBI's taxonomy places the organism in Eukaryota, Apicomplexa, Conoidasida, Eucoccidiorida, Eimeriidae.